Molecule: messenger RNA, 1050 nt
Organism: Rotaria sp. Silwood1
Lineage: Eukaryota; Metazoa; Rotifera; Eurotatoria; Philodinida; Philodinidae
Source: the annotation of a GenBank genome assembly
AUGUUCACAGGAUACUAUGGUCGUCGUCGGCUAAAAAGUAUAUUAGCACUAUGUCUCGGUUUUCUAGUCUUGAUAGCACUUCUCUAUGAACCACAAAAGCAAGGACGUCAACUAUAUACAGACUUGCCACCACCUACUCAAGUACAGAAAACUCCAGCACCACCCUUGGCACCAAUACAAAAACGACCAGGUGUUAUGUCCUUUGUUGAAUUUACUAACUCGCCUUAUUUAGUUUUUCAAUCACUACCCACUAAUUUUAUACCCAUUAUGAUUUUAUCUAAAGCAACUAAUAUUGAAGUACGUGAUGCUAUACGACGCACAUGGGGUUUUUAUAGAUCAUAUCGGAAUGAUACUCUACGAAUGAAAGUAUUCUUUAUUGUUGGCAUUGAUGAUUUUAUGACACAACGCAUACGUACAGAACAAAAUGUUUUUGAUGAUGUCAUUCAAAUUGCUGUGCCAGAUAUGUAUUCAUUUUCAGCAUACAAAGAACUUUCUGCUAUGGUAUGGGUACGCAGUUAUCUGCCGAAUGUACCAUUUUAUAUUAAAACUGAAGAUGAUGUUAUUAUUAAUACGAAAAUAUUAGCUGAACGACUCUUACCAUUAAUCGAAUCUGUUGCUAAUCAAAAACUAAUUAUCGGUUGGUUUGGUUCAGACAAUGCUAUACAACGAGGGUCCUAUCAAAAAUAUAUUGAUGCUGUGAUGACACAAACAACUGGUGAUGUACGCUAUGCAAUGAGUUUAUUGUAUGCUGUGACAGCUCCUGCUGCUGAUCGUAUGAUUAAGACAGUAAGUCAAAUUGAACACAUUGAUUAUCCAGGUGAUCCAUUUGUGACCGGUAUUCUUCGAGAUGCAGCACAAGUUCAAACGACUAAUUUAGCAACAUCGUCAGAAAAUUUUAAAUAUGAAUUAGCAAAUGGUAAAUGUAGAGGUGCAUUCGAAAAAAAUCGAAAUUUAUUACUGUGUACAUCAUCAUUACAUGUUGGUCCAAUUGUUUCCAUGACUGAAUAUUUUGAAGCUUGGAAUGUGGUAAUCGGACAACCGCAACCAUAG